Messenger RNA from Trichomycterus rosablanca, 1387 nucleotides. Its product is annotated as collagen alpha-1(XXVII) chain B-like. The transcript has 4 exons. Bases 284 to 667 code for a protein of 127 amino acids. Gene Ontology annotation, molecular function: extracellular matrix structural constituent. Lineage: Eukaryota; Metazoa; Chordata; Actinopteri; Siluriformes; Trichomycteridae. The record is from RefSeq and is a predicted model, not a curated record.
UAACCAUAGUUUUUUGUUAUGUCUUUGCUACUUUUUUUUUUUUUAAACAGUCUGGAACCAACAUGGUGCAGUAUUUGCUGCAAUAGGAACAGAGGAAUCCAUUCCUGUUUGUAUUGUCCUUUGCAGCAGCGUCUCUUAUUCAAGCAUGUACAAAUAAUACGUGGGCUGCAAUCAAAGAAAUCCAUGUAACUCUGAAAAUGUCGUACACAGUCACGGACCUUCCUAUGCUGGACCAGGGAACAGAGAUCUUUAAGACCCUUCACUACUUCAGUAAUCUUACAGCAUGAAGAACCCCCUGGGCACACAGGAGAGCCCAGCUAGAAUGUGCUGGGACCUGCUGGACUGUGAGCACAGGUUAAACCAUGGCUCGUAUUGGAUUGACUCGAAUCUGGGCUGCACCUCUGAUAGAAUUGAAGUCACCUGCAACUUUACAGGAGGACAGACCUGCCUGAGACCCAUCACUACAUCCAAAAUUACAGAUGGCCGGUGGCAUCGGACCCAGUUCCUUUUCCAGACGGACGAUCCUACCCUGCUUCCAAUAGUGGAUGUUGUGAACCUCCCAAGCAAGAAACCUGGCUCUAAUUAUCACCUAAAGGAUGGACCUGUGCUUUCUUUAAAGCACAGUCAAAAGAGAAAUGGACAUGAGAACUACAGCUUAUUUUCUUAGAAUGUUUCAUCUCGUACUGCUCAGACUUGGACUGCAGAUUCUUCAUGAAGGAACCACAGAGCAUUUUUCGAGAAAAAAAAAAACCAAGACUCUUAUUGCUAGAAGCUCUGGUGACUAACAGCUUUUUUUCUCAUUUGACUUUGUUGAGGAUUGGUUGACAGACCAAUAAUUUUUUUUCUUAUUGAUGCUGUCUGCACAAGAUUUUCUGUUUUAGUGUGAGAGGAAAUGGAAGUUGAACAUGGAUUUGCAUUUACAGUACUUAUUUUGUAUUGUUUUGUAUUUAUAGCUAUUUGUAUAUUUGCGAUGUGAGAUCUCGUUAUGUAAAAAUAAAUUGUAUAUUUGACGUUUGAAAGGAAUGAAGGUUUACUGUCACUGGUAUGGGUGUUUUCAGGUUUAAUGCACGACUGUGUCCAUGUGUGUGAAUAUGAUCUGUAGUUCUUGUUAACAUACUUGGUGGAUUUUAAAAUGUUUAAAUACACACACCAAAGUGUAUCACAUCAGGUUUAGUUCACAUUGAUGGAGGUGGAUUUAUUUACACUUGAAAGUGUCAACCUCCAAUCAUGAUUUAUGAUGCUUUUGGGAGCUUUUAAAAUAUACAAUAAUGUGUCUCCUGUGGUUGAGCUGCCAGUCAAUGCCAGUUUGUACUUACAUUUAACAAAUGUCUAUACAUGAAGUGUGUUGUACUAAAGGAAAUAUUUUUGUAUAAACUGAAAAAUAAAA